Messenger RNA from Musca vetustissima, 381 nucleotides. RefSeq names its product retinin-like. The transcript has 3 exons. Lineage: Eukaryota; Metazoa; Arthropoda; Insecta; Diptera; Muscidae. The record is from RefSeq and is a predicted model, not a curated record. Bases 1 to 381 code for a protein of 126 amino acids.
AUGUUCAAGUUUGUUGCCUUCUUUGCUUGUGUAUCCGUAGCUUUGGCCGCCCCUGGUUUGUUGGCCGAACAUCAUACCGUUGUCCAAGAACCUGUGUUGGCCAAGGUCGGCGCUGUCGUGCACAGUGUUCCCUCGGCCACAUCGUACCAAAGUUUCACUCGUGUCCACAAUAAGGCUGUUGUAGCUCCCGUUGUUACUCCAGUGGUCAAGACCACCGUCCACGCCGCCCCAGUUGUUUCGGUGGUGAAAACUGUUGAACCUGUUGUCCCCGUAGUCAAAACUGUUGCUGCUGCUCCCAUUGUCAAGACUGUCGUCCCUGCCGUUCCCGUAGUGAAGACUGUUGUCCACACUGCCCCCGUUACCCAUGUUGUCCAUCAUUAA